AUUUUUUACAAUCAACUUUUAUAUUGCAAGAAAAAAAAAAAAAAGAAAUUUUGCAAAUUUUGAAUUAAUUAAAAUUACUUUAAAAUAUUUUAAUUUGUGAAUAACUGCAAAAAAUUAUGGGAUAUGAUUUAAAUAGGUUUCAAGGAACAGUCGAUGAAGAACUACAAUGCCCAAUAUGCUCUGGAGUCUUAGAGGAACCUCUACAGGCUGCUAUGUGUGAACAUGCAUUUUGUAAAGCAUGUAUAUCAGAAUGGUUAUCAAGGCAGCCUACCUGUCCAGUUGAUCGUAAUACUCUAACUAUGGCAAAUUUACGUGCUGUUCCUCGAAUUUUAAGAAAUCUUUUAUCACGUUUAUCAAUAUCAUGCGAUAAUGCAAUAUACGGAUGUAAUUUAAUAUUAAAAUUAGACGCUCUUAAUUCUCAUUUAGAUGACUGUGAACAUAAUCCAAAAAGACCAUUACCAUGUGAAAAAGGUUGUGGAUUUGUAAUACCUAAAGAUGAAUUUAAAGAUCAUAAUUGUGUACGUGAAUUAAAAACAUUGAUAACAACUCAACAACAAAAAUUAACUGAAUUAAAAACAGAAAUAGCCGAUCAAAAUUUAACAAUUAAUGAAUUAAAACGUGAAUUGCAAUUAUUCAAAGAUUUUAUGAGAGCGAUGAGAGUAUCAAAUCCAGCAAUGCGAGCUAUAGCUGAUCAAAUGGAACGUGAUGAAGUAAUUAGAUGGAGUAGCACAUUAGCUCGAGCGCGGGUUACUCGUUGGGGUGGUAUGAUAUCAACGCCAGAUGAUGCUUUACAAAUGAUGAUUAAACGAGCUCUAUCAGAAUCAGGAUGUCCUCCACAUAUUUUGGAUGAUUUAAUGGAAAAUUGUCAUGAAAGAAGAUGGCCUCGAGGUUUAAGCUCUUUAGAAACUCGUCAGAAUAAUAGAAGAAUAUAUGAUAAUUAUGUAUGCAGAAGAAUUCCAGGGAAACAAGCUGUGUUAGUAUUAAGUUGCGAUAACGCACAUAUGGCAGAAGAUGUAAUGGUAGAUCCUGGUUUAGUAAUGAUUUUUGCUCAUGGAAUAGAAUGAAACUUUUUUCAUUAAAAUUUUUAAAUAGUAAUGAAAUUGGAUCAGACUAAAUAAAUAAAAUUUUCAAUAUUGAAAAUCAUGUACUUAUUAAGGAGUAUGGAUCUCACAGAAAUUGUAUUAAUAAUAAUAUUCAAUGCAUAUUGUUCAAAACAUAUUUUUUCACCA
Molecule: messenger RNA, 1229 nt
Organism: Condylostylus longicornis
Lineage: Eukaryota; Metazoa; Arthropoda; Insecta; Diptera; Dolichopodidae
Gene: elgi
Product: E3 ubiquitin-protein ligase NRDP1
Exons: 4
Coding region: 117-1064 (315 amino acids)
Biological process (GO): regulation of canonical NF-kappaB signal transduction; protein K63-linked ubiquitination; tumor necrosis factor-mediated signaling pathway
Cellular component (GO): plasma membrane signaling receptor complex
Molecular function (GO): ubiquitin protein ligase activity
Source: RefSeq, a predicted model, not a curated record